Messenger RNA from Lasiosphaeria miniovina, 1272 nucleotides. RefSeq names its product phosphatidylserine decarboxylase-domain-containing protein. Gene Ontology annotation, biological process: phospholipid biosynthetic process. The coding region runs from base 1 to 1272 and encodes 423 amino acids. NCBI's taxonomy places the organism in Eukaryota, Fungi, Ascomycota, Sordariomycetes, Sordariales, Lasiosphaeriaceae. The transcript has 2 exons. The record is from RefSeq and is a predicted model, not a curated record. Gene Ontology annotation, molecular function: phosphatidylserine decarboxylase activity.
AUGUCCACGCCUCAGGUUAUCCAGGACUUCUACACUGUCCUGGGACAGCUUGGGGGUCAGGAUGCGCUUGAUGCGACCGUUGCCGCGGCUUUGUUUCUGGCCAAGGACGUCUUGACCGAUGCGGGGAUCACUGAUGGCACGAGCUUCGUCAAUUGGAUAAUCACAUCUUUGCUGCAAUGGGUCCCGAAGGAGAACUCUGAGUCGACUGAACUUAUGCAGCAGCUCAUCAUCUUCUAUUUCGUCCUUGACCAGGCUCCCCUUGGCCUGGAUCAGACCCAGAUCUACCCAAACUCGGUUGGCAAUGGACUGACCCCUUUGUCGGCAUGGAUCGUCGAGUUCGCCGAUGCCUUAGGAACUUGGUUCAACGACCCUCAGUCGCUGACGUCAGAUUCGUUCAAAACCUUUGUCAACUCCCCGCUGUAUCGGGUUUGGGAAUGCUCAAGCCCGGAUGGCUCCGCGUUCAAUAACUUCAACCAGUUUUUUGGGCGCCAGCUUGCAACCCCGCGCAAGGUCGCUGGCCCGGGCGACAACAAGACGCCCGUGUACCCGGCAGACAGCCACUGGGACAACUUCUUCGCUGUCGACAGCGGCUCCAACACAUGGAUACCCGCCGCAGACGGCGACCCAGAGUCCAAGGGCUUAAUCACAGCCAAGGGCUGGACAUGGAGCGUCGGCGCUCUCCUGCAGGACAGCCCCUACGCCAGCUCCUUCGCCGGCGGUGUCUGGGUCCAUUCGUUCCUCAGCACCUUCAACUACCACCACUUCCGCUCGCCCGUCUCGGGCACCGUCAUCGAAUCCCGCGUCAUCCAGAAUGCCGCAUACCUCGACGUCACCGCCACAAAUGGCAAACUCGGCGCUCGACGCGGCAUCAAGAAAGGUGUCAAGGCCGGCGAUGCAGGCGUUCAAAUCGUUGCCCAGGACCAGUCGGGUUAUCAGUUCCUGCAGACACGUGGCCUCGUCAUAAUCGACACGAGCACUAGCACCGAGGGUGACAUUGGGCUUGUGGCAUUGCUCCCUAUGGGCAUGGCUCAGGUGUCGUCCGUCAUCCUGACUGUCAAACCGCAGCAGACCAUUGAAAAGGGCGGAGAAAUCGGCUUCUUCCAGUUUGGCGGGUCCGAUAUCGUGACUGUCUUCCAGGCCAAGGCAGGGUUUUCGAACACGGACCCUACCUUCUGGAAUCAGGCGACAUCGGUGGAUGAGAAGGGAAACCCUCUGCCGUAUACCUUUUACGGCACUUCACUCAUCGCGAACCCGUCAUCAAAGGCCAAGUAA